Calliphora vicina (urban bluebottle blowfly) is the source of this 1495-nucleotide messenger RNA. It is a transcript of the gene Ccz1, whose product is annotated as vacuolar fusion protein CCZ1. Lineage: Eukaryota; Metazoa; Arthropoda; Insecta; Diptera; Calliphoridae. The coding region runs from base 67 to 1473 and encodes 468 amino acids. The record is from RefSeq and is a predicted model, not a curated record. Gene Ontology annotation, cellular component: Mon1-Ccz1 complex; intracellular membrane-bounded organelle. The transcript has 5 exons. Gene Ontology annotation, biological process: vesicle-mediated transport.
UAAAAAUACAUGUAAACUAAUUGCUUAAGUUAUAAGCAAUAAUAAUAAAAAUAAGUUGUAGUGAAAAUGCAUCAUUUACCCCGCAAAGUCGAAGUGACUAUUAGGAGCUUUUAUAUCUUCAAUACCACCUAUGGUCAAAAGGAGGGACAGGAAAAGGAAAAAAUAUUGUAUUAUUAUCCCAAGGAAAUCGACAUAAAUGCCAAAAUACGUGAUGUGGGUUUGAGUCAAGCCUUUACAGCAUUUACGGAUUCAUUUAGCGAAAAACCGGGUGAAUGUGAAGUUAUUCACACCGAGAAGACAACACAAUUGUUAUAUCAACCCGAAGCAAACUUUUGGCUCGUUCUAGUUUUAAAUGUUCCCAAGGAAAUACAUUCGAAAGAUGGUGUAGAGUAUCCCGAAUAUCAUAAAUAUGAACUCCAUGAUGCCCUCUACAGACGUCUGCUCAUACAAAGCUAUAAUCGCUUUUGCCUAGAAGAUGGUACAUUCCAAAUGAUCUUGGAUCAGUUUUCCGACAACAAAGAAACGGCUCGUGAUUAUUUAACGCAAAAAUUGGAGAACUUUUUCAAUAAGUAUAUUACCUCCUUAAAGUUGCCAGCUAAUGAUAUUAUUGAAUUUAUGAAUUCAUUGCAAUAUUUACCUUUGGAUAAAUUUCUUUUCCUACGAGUUCACAAUUUCAUAGAUUCCUUAAAGUCCACUUUUCCCACAAUAACUGAUGCAAUUUUUCUCUACAAGGAGUUUGUAGUGGUUGGAGGCAAAUUAAACUCUUCGAAUUUAUUCACCCUCUAUCAGUAUAUAUUUCAAAAUAUUGAAAUAACACAACGAGAUCCCAUGUCUAAUGCUGCACUGAAUAGCCGCAAUAUUUUUCUUAAAACAAAUGGACAACUAGUUUCCUACAAAAUGAUUUUGUUUCCAUCGACAAAUGCCUUGUUGUGCCUGUUCUUUAAACAAACUAUUGAAUUAACUUCUCAACUACUGGACGAAUUGAGCUAUGCCAUAAACUCGCAGCUGUAUGUUUUAUCAAGAGAUAUUGAGGAUUAUUUAGCCAAGCAACCUAAUGCAGUAAAGGCAUCGACUGCGGCAGUCUCAUCAAUCGAUUGUACAAAUAAUGCCGAGUACAUGUCACCCAAGUAUCUGUUUCUAAACGACCAAAGUCUAAAACUAAGCAGUAAUUUGUACGAUGAUGAACCACAGCAUAGGACACCCUUGCCACAGAAUGUAACCAAUCUAAUAGCUGAUUUAUUCAACUCCGCAGACAAUGAAGUUGAGAAGCCUCAAAGAGAUGCUGAUAAAACUAGCUACUCCGAGAUUAUGGUCAAGUCAACCGAUGAUUUUUGGAUUGUAAAAAGGCGCUUCAAUUGGCGCCAGCGUUUUGUGGUAAUAUUCAGUCAAAAGGCUACUCUACUGGAUGUGACAAAAGAAGCAGAACGCAUAUUUGAACAAGAAAUUAAAGAUGGUGUAUUCGCUGACAAAUAAACAAUAUUAUUAAAUAAAUAAA